Molecule: messenger RNA, 2524 nt
Organism: Dendrobium catenatum
Lineage: Eukaryota; Viridiplantae; Streptophyta; Magnoliopsida; Asparagales; Orchidaceae
Product: acyl-coenzyme A oxidase, peroxisomal
Exons: 7
Coding region: 21-2114 (697 amino acids)
Biological process (GO): lipid homeostasis; fatty acid beta-oxidation using acyl-CoA oxidase
Cellular component (GO): peroxisome
Molecular function (GO): fatty acid binding; FAD binding; acyl-CoA oxidase activity
Source: RefSeq, a predicted model, not a curated record
GCCCGAAGUGUGCGAUAACGAUGGAAAACCCGAAGACGUCACCCACCGCUGAUCAUGACAGCCACUGCGCUCUCCGGCGAAUCCAGAAGCUCUCCCUCCAUCUCCUUCAACCUUUGCCAAACCUCGACCCUGAAAGUUCAGGCGACGACAACCAGAUAAUCCCGUCGCCUUGUGUCGGCGGUCGUGGUAGGCCGCCUCUAUCUGUGAGCCGGACGGAGUUGGUGGAAUACAUGAAGGGGAGACACCGCGAGAUCCAGGAACGGAUUUUUAGUUUCUUCGCCUCGCGGCCGGAGUUGCAGACGCCGGUGGAGAUCUCCACAGCGGACCAUCGGGAGCUCUGCAUGCGGCAGCUCAUAGCCCUGGUCCGCGAAGCCGGAAUCCGGCCGUUUCGAUAUGCGAUCGAGGAUCCUUCCGUUUACUUUUCCAUUGUUGAAGCGGCUGGGAGCAUUGAUAUCUCUCUUGGGAUCAAGUUGGGUGUUCAGUACAGUCUUUGGGGAGGCUCAGUGAUGAAUCUUGGAACUAAAAAGCACAGGGAAAAAUACUUUGAGGGCAUUGAUAAUAUAGAUUAUCCUGGCUGCUUUGCUAUGACAGAGCUCAAUCAUGGAUCAAACGUUCAGGGCCUCCAGACAACUGCAACAUUUGAUCCUCUCACUGAUGAAUUUGUAAUCAAAACACCAAAUGAUGGGGCCAUCAAAUGGUGGAUUGGUAAUGCCGCUGUUCAUGGAAAGUUUGCAACGGUCUUUGCUAAGUUGAUUUUACCCCUCCAAGGCAAAGGAGGAAAAUCUGUUGAUAUGGGUGUUCAUGCUUUUAUAGUCCCCAUAAGGGAUAUGGAAACACAUGCUACUCUUCCCAUGGUUGAGAUACAUGACUGUGGCCAUAAAGUAGGUCUUAAUGGGGUGGAUAAUGGUGCACUGCGCUUUCACUCUGUGAGAAUCCCUCGCGACAACCUUCUGAACCGUUUCGGAGAUGUUUCUCGUGAUGGGAAGUACACAAGUUCUCUCCCAACUAUUAAUAAGAGGUUUGCUGCUACACUUGGGGAACUGGUAGGAGGAAGAGUUGGUCUUGCUUAUUCCUCUGUGGGGGUUCUCAAAGUUUCUGUCACUAUUGCUGUAAGAUAUUCUCUACUCCGACAGCAAUUUGGUCCUCCCAAGCAACCAGAGGUCAGUAUACUCGAUUACCAGUCACAGCAGCACAAGCUUAUGCCCAUGCUUGCAUCAACAUAUGCUUUCCACUUCGCCACUCUAUAUCUGAUAGAUAAGUAUUCGGAGAUGAAGAAAUCUCAUGAUGAUGACAUUGUUAGUGAUGUACAUGCUCUUUCUGCUGGUCUGAAGGCUUAUGUGACAUCGUAUACAGCUAAAUCAAUCAGUGUUUGCCGAGAAUCAUGUGGCGGGCAUGGUUAUGCAGCUGUCAACCGCUUUGGUAUUCUUCGCAAUGACCAUGAUAUAUUCCAAACAUUCGAAGGGGACAACACUGUUCUCUUGCAGCAGGUUGCAGGUGACCUCUUGAAGCAAUAUAAGUCAAAGUUUCAAGGAGGGACUCUUACUGUGACAUGGAAUUACCUUCGAGAGUCCAUGGCUUCAUAUAUAUCCCAGCCAAAUCCUGUCACUACUCGAUGGCAAAGUGAAGACCAUCUUCGUGAUCCAAAUUUCCAGCUGGAUGCUUUCAGGUACCGAACAUCUCGAUUGCUUCAAAGCGUAGUGUUGCGCCUACGUAAACAUACCAAGACCCUUGGUGCUUUUGGCGCGUGGAACCGGUGUUUGAAUCAUCUCCUGACACUCGCAGAGUCUCAUGUAGAAUCUGUCAUCCUUGCAAAAUUCAUAGAGGCUGUUCAAAAAUGCCCAGAUAAGACCACAGGGAAUGUUUUGAAGCUUGUGUGUGACCUCUAUGCAUUGGACCGCAUAUGGAAUGACAUAGGCACUUACCGUAAUGUAGACUAUGUAGCUCCUAAUAAGGCUAAGGCAAUACACAAGCUGGUCGAAUACUUGAGUUUCCAAGUUAAGGGGGUUGCAAAGGAAUUGGUGGACGCCUUCGAUCUUCCUGAAAUUGUGAUCAGGGCGCCCAUCGGCAUGGCGUCAGAAGCAUAUUCUCAAUAUACAGAGUAUGUUGGGUUUUAGUUCACAACACUUCAUGCAUCGCAGCUCUGGAGAAAGCCAUCUGGUCUUGGUAAACAUAUCCUUAAAGUUAUAAUACAGAAGCAAAUCUUCCAUAGUUUUUUACUGUUAUGCAUGUAUUUAUCUACAACUUUUCUUUAAGUUUAAAAGCGUAUGAUAUUGUUGGCAUUUCACUAUAAUCAUGAUAGCCUCAAAAGCAAUGCUUUUCUGUUUCGUUUAUAAUUUGUAAUAAAUCGAUAGAAAUUAGAAAAUUGUUAUACUCUCAAAGAUGAUUCCUCAGUACAUGUUGGAAAUGUUUGGUUCUGUUGAAAUCACUCUUGGUAUUAUAAACGAUGUAGCAAAGUCCAGUUAAGGCUAACAAAUGUAGAUCUUCUGUUAAUGCAUUUUCUCUAUAUUGACCAGUUUUUCUUCUU